Messenger RNA from Daldinia caldariorum, 2630 nucleotides. RefSeq names its product LIM-domain binding protein-domain-containing protein. Lineage: Eukaryota; Fungi; Ascomycota; Sordariomycetes; Xylariales; Hypoxylaceae. Bases 118 to 2103 code for a protein of 661 amino acids. Gene Ontology annotation, biological process: positive regulation of transcription by RNA polymerase II; negative regulation of transcription by RNA polymerase II. Gene Ontology annotation, cellular component: nucleus; transcription regulator complex. The transcript is spliced from 6 exons. The record is from RefSeq and is a predicted model, not a curated record.
GUUCCAACAACAACAACAAUUUCGUAAGCCUAGAUUUUUGCUUAGCUCCGGUUUAAUAUGAUAUCGAGAACAAUCGUGUGUUGCUAAUAACCCGUAGUCGCAGCUCAAAAUCCCCAGAUGAUCGCCCAGAUGCAGCAGCAAAGGAUGUUACAGCAGAGGCAGGCGUUAUUACAGCAACAAAUGUACGCAGGUAUUCCUAUGAACAUGCAGGGAAUGAACAUGGGUAACAUGACGGCGGCCCAUCUCUCAGCCAUAAGAAACUCGGCGAAUAUGCAACGAGUAGGCGGCAAUAUGCCCCAUUUGCAGCAGGCGCAUCUCGCUCAACAGGGACAGCAUCAAAAUUCCCAGCACGCACAGCAUAUCCUUGCACAGCAGUUAGCAAUGCAACAGGCUCAAGCUCAGCACCAGGCGAAUAAUCAGAUGCACCAGGGAAAUCAACCUGGUCAUCCCGGGCAGAUGAACCCUCAACAAAUACAGAUCCAACAGGCACAAAUGGCGCAAUCGAUGGCGCAACAGGUCUCCCAGGGUCAGGGACCGCAACCUCAACCUCAACCUCAAGGACAGCCGCAACAGCAAGGACAGCCCCAGCCGCCGCAACAACCGGGUCAACAGCAACCCGGCCCGCAACCGGGCCAGCAACCGCAGCCGAACUCGCAAGGCCCCCAGAGAGCCCCGACGCCGGCUGUCGCGCAACCACCCCAGCCUCAGAACCCGGUGUCCAAUCCCGCACAAGGCAACCAACCGCAACAACCGCAAGGCCAAGGGCAGGUGCCCAACGGCCAGCAAAGCCAGCCUCAGCAGCAUACGCCGCAAGCUUUACAGGCAGUCCAUAUGCAGCUGCCAAAUAGCAUCCAGCAGCAGCUGUUGCACCAUCAACACAAAAAUGAUAGCAUGAAGGGCCAUUGUCUGAUAAAGCUGUUUCAGUUCGGCGAACAGCUCAGUAGUUAUCGUAUUAGUGAGGAGGUCCCACGACCAAAGGAUGACCUUACGUACUGGAAUAACUUCGUGUCACAAUUCUUCUCACCUAAAGGCGUCUUCCGGAUCUCUCUAUUCUAUGUCGGUAGCGACACGGGAAAUGAAGAGCAUACAGAUAAGCUAUACGAGAUAACACAGCCUGCGCUGGCACGAUACUUCCACACGCACUACGAGAGUGGGAUCAAAAAAAUUAAUUUGACAUUCGAAAAGGGCCUCACUGACAGACCGUUGCCGAAUGGCGGCCAUUUUAUCGAGAAUACUAAAGCACACUUGACCUAUUGGUUUGAACACUCUCACGUCAUUGCCUCAGGGACACUCCGAGCCCAGUUUGAUAGCGAGCAAAAGCUAGAUGUUUUAGAAUUUAUCACUAAAAGCCACGAAGAAUAUCACUCGAGGAAGAUGGUUACCGAAGCGGCGAGACCCGCACACAAUUGGGUCAAAGAAUGGCUAAAGGUCAAUGGUCAGGAUUCGCGAUUGUCUCCCGAGAUGAGCAAGAAAGGCAAAGCGAAGACAAUGAAGUCGCCGCCACAUCCACCCCCUGAUAUUGACCUGCCGCCAUCGGCUGUCAAGCAAAAUAUAGGCCUCACGGAAGCCGUAUUCCAGUUCCUCGAGAUUAUAGAAGUUGUCGGACAAAUGAAUCCAUUAUUCAACUUUUACCAUUCACAUCCGGGUCUUUCGCCUUACGCUGCGCUUGAGCAGUACGUCAACCAGAAUAUUACGAAUGGCCCUCAGCAGCCUCUAGUGAACGGCCAACCCCAGAGCAACGGUCUGCCCAACCCACGGACCCCUAAUUUCGGCCAAUUCCCUAUGGGCGCUUCGCCGGCUGCCGCGCAUCUACAGCUUCCGAAUUCUCCUCAUAUGGGUAGUCCUGCUCAGGGACACAUGCAAGCACCUGGCAUGCAAUUACAACAGAGUCAGCAAGGAACGAGCUCUAGCGGCCCCAGUUCUAAUACGAGCCCAGCAAGCAACAAACGAAGGAGGCCUUCCACGGUAAAAGUCGAGGAGGAAAACGGCGCUCCUACACCCGCGAGCAUGGGGGUCCCUCAGGUUAAUGGUGUCGCAAUGGCCAACAAGAAGCCGCCCGGAACUCCUCGAUUACAGAAGCGCGCGAAAGGUAACCCAGCGUGAUAUCUCAUACCCUCUAGAGUAAACGCGUUUGAGGAAAGGGAGUGGAAUUAUAAUAAAGCUGGCAUAUCGGCGUCGCUUCUGGAUAUGGAAUUACGUACCGUCGUUCGAUCUCGGCUCGGUUGCUUUAUACACAGCUGUACUACAUCGGCCGGAUGUUCAGGAUUUGCAUUAUUUUGAGGAUUAGGAAGGUUUGGAGGCUCUGAGCGAUUCCCACCCACGAUUUGACGUUUCUGACAGGGCCGAAUUAAUUACUUGAUAUUUCCAUCUACAUCAUCCAUUCCCAAUGGGGAAAAGCAAAGAAAAAUCGGCGUUAAUUUACGGUUGUGCUAUUUGAUUCGAGCCGCUUAUAGGGGUUACAUGUGGGUACAACCAUGUCAAGGGAUGACUCGAUUCCAGGCAGAGAUUCGAAAGUAUUCACCCCGUGUACGAUUACUUUCCAUUGCAUCCGGCUUCGAAUCGCGCUGUUAGACGCGCGGUGUCACUCGUGCUUUUUUUUUUUUUUUUUUUUUCUGUUUUCUUUUUUUUUU